CGUUCCUAAGAAUUGUUACUCAGUAGGAUAGAGUUACAGGAAGUUUUCUUUUUGUCUUUUCCUGAGUACAUUUUCUGCUUUUUCGGAGAGCGUGGAUUUCUGGAUUAGAAUAAAGAUGGACAGGUCAGAAAAGUUUUGAACAUCUCCAAAGAAACAGAAAGCAGUAUGUCAGAAAAUACAAGCUCUCUCAGAAACUUUUUUGUUUACAAGUGUCUGUUUGCAUUAACUUUUUGGAACCAUGUCAGCCUGUCUGUGGAAAACAAACUUCUUACACCUUCUAACAAUUUUCCAGAAGAUGGUUCUGACCAAAAUAUCAAGAGCCUGCCACUCCUAUAUACAAAUAGACCUCAGUCCAAAUCUAGUUCUGACUGGGUUGUGAUACAAAAUACUACAGAAAGCCUGUCAUUGUCAGAAAUCAGAGAUAGCAGUGUAAAAAAAUUGCUUGCUUUAUUAUCUAAUUUCAGACAAGGCUCUGGGUUACAAAAUCUGACACUGACAAAUGUGUCAGUGAACUGGAGUGCUCUUAUGGAAAUUUUUCAGACUGUAUGGCAUUCAUCCAUUGAAUACUUCAAUAUUAACAGGGUCACUCAACUGGGAAACGUCAAAAGCUAUGAUUUUGACUAUUCAGGUACCUCUAUGAAGGCACUGACAGUGAAGAAAGUUCUUAUCACAGAUCUGUACUUCAUACAGGAUGACUUAUACAGAAUAUUUGCAGACAUGAAUAUUGCAGACAUGACAAUAGCAGAAUCAGAGAUGAUACAUAUGCUUUGUCCUUCAUCUGUUAGUCCCUUUAGACACCUAAAUUUUUUAAAGAAUGAUUUAACAGAUUUGGUUUUUCAAAAAUGUGACACCCUAAUUGAACUGGAGACAUUAAUCUUGCAAAGGAAUAAAUUUGAAAGCCUUCUCAAGGUAAGCUUCAUGACCAGCCGUAUGAAAUCACUGAAAUAUUUGGACAUGAGCAACAACUUGCUGCACCACGAUGGAGCUGACGUGCAAUGCCAGUGGGCUGCGUCUCUGACGGAGUUGGACCUGUCCUUCAAUCAGUUGUCGGAUGCUGUCUUUGAGUGCUUGCCAGUCAACAUCAAAAAACUCAACCUCCAAAACAAUCAGAUCAGCAGUGUCCCAAAGGGGAUGGCUGAUCUGAAAUCCUUGGAAGAGCUGAACCUGGCGUCGAACAGGCUGGCUGACCUGCCGGGGUGCAGCGGCUUUCCAUCCCUGCAGUUCCUGAACACAGAGAUGAAUUCCAUCCUCACGCCGUCUGCUGACUUCUUCCAGAGCUGCCCAAGGGUGAGGGAGCUACAAGCUGGGCACAACCCAUUCAAGUGUUCCUGUGAACUGCAAGACUUCAUCCGUCUUGAGAAUUCCAACAGCUUAAUCCUCAUUUUACUGGAGCCCAUCCCUCCGUACGUUAUCCCUGCCAGGUACCACAAGCUGAAGGCUCUCAUGGCAAAGCGCACCUACCUGGAGUGGCCGAAGGAGAGGAGCAAGCACGCGCUUUUCUGGGCUAACCUGAGGGCAGCUAUUAACAUUAACCUGCCAUCCAGUGAUGAAAACAGGUGUGAGGAAACAGGUUAAGAAUCUUUCUAAUGGAUUUUCUUCUGUUUUAUCUUUGAGAAGCAAUAAAUAUUUUUUUUCCUUUUUUGUCA
Molecule: messenger RNA, 1646 nt
Organism: Empidonax traillii (willow flycatcher)
Lineage: Eukaryota; Metazoa; Chordata; Aves; Passeriformes; Tyrannidae
Product: toll-like receptor 1
Exons: 3
Coding region: 166-1575 (469 amino acids)
Biological process (GO): cellular response to bacterial lipopeptide; inflammatory response; toll-like receptor signaling pathway
Cellular component (GO): membrane
Molecular function (GO): lipopeptide binding; Toll-like receptor 2 binding; transmembrane signaling receptor activity
Source: RefSeq, a predicted model, not a curated record